Molecule: messenger RNA, 498 nt
Organism: Balaenoptera ricei (Rice's whale)
Lineage: Eukaryota; Metazoa; Chordata; Mammalia; Artiodactyla; Balaenopteridae
Product: beta-defensin 104A-like
Exons: 2
Coding region: 1-267 (88 amino acids)
Source: RefSeq, a predicted model, not a curated record
AUGAGCGUCCUUGUCCUUCUCUUAACCACUUUUCUUCUGCUCUACCAAGGUCCUCCAGUGAGAAGUGACCUCCAUGCAGACAGGAUAUGCGGCUACGGGACUUCUCGCUGCCGGAGGAAUUGUAAAAGACCAGAAUUCAGAACUGGAAAAUGCCCCAACACCUCUCCGUGCUGUUUGAAAAAGUGGACCGUCAACUCAUUGAAUCCAGUGAAAGACAGAAAUCCAGUGGAGCCUGGUCCCUGGAAUUGCCGACAGCUAGGCCUCUGAGUCUUCUUCUCCAGGCCUUCCAGCUGGAACAUCCCCAGUGGAACCACUGAGUGAAGACUUGCUGAGAGCUUUCACCCCAUGCAGAGCCAGUACAGGAGAUGCAGAGAACACAAGGCCUCCACCUGAUGAGGGGGGACAGCAAUGCAGGUUACGUGAGAGUCUCAAUACUGGAAAAGAUGAACCAAACAACAUAUCCAAUCAGCCACAAGCCUAAGUGAACAUCAUUUUAUU